CAUUAUUCAAACUGCAGAAGACGAAGGAGAACCUGGCGCGAUCUCUAUCUCUCACUCUCUCUCUUUCUCUCUGACGGUUCGAGUGGAAGAUGAUUGAUCAGAAACCCUAGUCACUUAGCAGAGCAGCAUAAGGUAAUCGAGAGCAAGUCAAUGUUGGGGUGUCCCGAAAUGGAAAAUCAGAUGAGAGUGUUCUGCUCCGAGAACGAAGGGCUUGCUCAGUACAUGAGGCAUAAGACGCAGGAACUGGCGGACGCGCCGAAAGGGUUGUCGGAGAACACUUCAAUGACUCUCAACAAGGCUUACCUCAGCGUCUGCAGCUCCAAAACUCCCAUCACCUCCCUCAAGGAGUUCUCUCAAGUCAAGGGCGUGGGGAAAUGGAUCCUCAGGGUCAUGAAAGGCUUUUUCGAGAAUGAUUCCCAAGGUUCUGAUCCUGAAAAUCUGAACAACAAGAAAGGUAAGAAGAAUAGUAAGGGAUCCAAACGUUAUCUUCCCCAGAAGAAUUCUGUGGCUUAUGCAUUACUGAUUACUCUUUACAGGGGAACCUCUAACGGGAAUGAAUUUAUGCAUAAGCAGGAGCUCAUUGAUGCAGCUGAAGCCAGUGGACUUUCCCGGGCUCCGAUCGUUCCAGAAAAAGGACAAGGAAAGCCUAGCCAAUUUGGAAGUUCUCCGAGGGAAUGGUACAGUGGAUGGAGCUGCAUGAAGACAUUGAUUACGAAGGGAUUAGUUGUGAAGUCCAGCUGUCCAGCAAAGUAUAUGCUUUCUCAGGAAGGCAAAGAAGCUGCACGUGAAUGUCUGACAAGAUCUGGUCCAGUGGAUUCUACUAAUAGCAUUUGCCAAGGAUCCUUUGACUUGGAUGGUGAUGAUCCAUCAAAUCCUGCAUUUGACAGCUCGGAUUCUUCUCAAGAAUUGAUGAUUCAGCAACAUUUGCCUAAGAAUCCUGCCAAAUCUCAUCGAAGGGGCGAGGGUACCUCAAAACUUGGGCCGAGUUCUUUUCAUUGUCUCCAGGAAGAUAAAGCCUACAGCUCGCAGUUUGAAUCUCGCUCUUCAACAGAGGAUUGCAGUAUUCAUGGAAGUGUGGAUGGUAGGUUGGAUCUUUUGGGAAGUCAGAGCAGGUCCACAGAGUUUUCCAGGGAUCUUCACAGCAGAGACAGUUAUAAAUCUGCCGAUUCAUCACAAAACUCGUUCAGUCUGAGGCCUUGCUCCUCAUCUGAUAACUGUUUGAAGGAGGCAAGUUCAUUGUGCUCGGAAGCUAGUAAUGUUUUAAGCAGGCCUCCUUUGAGUGCUGGGGAAAAUUUUGAGGAUGCAUAUGAAGUAAUUUUAAUAUUGGAUGAUCGGGAGCAGUUUGCCACUCGUGGGUCGAGGUCAAGGAGAAUAAUUGACAAUGUUUGCGUGCAAUUCAAAAUUAAGAUAGAGGUUAGGCGGCUGCCAGUUGGAGAUGCAAUCUGGAUUGCUCACCACAAAUAUCUCGAUGACGAAUAUGUUCUUGAUUUUAUUGUUGAGAGGAAGAAAGUUGAUGAUCUGCGCAGUUCCAUUUGUGAUAACCGCUACAAAGAUCAGAAAGUGAAGCUUUUGAGGUGUGGGCUCAAAAGGAUAAUAUAUGUCGUGGAAGGUGAUGCAAACUUUUCUGAAGCUGCUGAAAGCAUAAAGACAGCUUGUUUUACCACUGAGAUUCUCGAAGGAUUUGACGUGCAGAGAACUAGUGGCUUAGGGGAUACGCUGAAGAAGUACGGUUAUCUCACACAAGCAAUAACUCAUUACUACACGUUAGAGCACCCAGAAGAAGCUUUACUUAAAGCUGGGGUAUGCCCUCGGUUUGAUGAAUUUAUCAGAAGGUGCCAAGAUUUGGAGAAGAUGACAGUCAGCGAUGUGUUUGCGACUCAACUGAUGCAGGUCCCACAAGUCACUGAGGAAGUUGCACUAGCUAUCAUUGAUAUGUACCCGACACUUCAUUCUCUUGCCCAGGCCUAUGCUCUUCUGGAUGGAGAUGUUCGUGCUCAGGAGGAAAUGCUUAGGAAGCAAAGCAACAAUGUCAUCGGUGCACUUGCCAGCAGGAACAUCUUUCGGCUGGUUUGGGGUGACUGAGUACUUAAUACUAAACCUACUUUAGAAGUCACAUUUUGUACACAACCGAGUGUAAAUAUAACCCUCGAAUGUGGUGCUUUAGCUGUUAGCAGUAAGACGUCAGGGAUGAUCAUUCCUACUGUGUUCUUCUGAAAAUGAAGUGAAGCGUGCUCUCGGGUCCAAAUUGGGUGUUUCGGCAUGUUUGUUUUGUCUACUGUUAAAAUCGAUGUUAAUACCAGUGGGCGCAGAGAAUGUUUUACGGAGUCCUGUGCAAAGUAAAAGGACAGUUGCUAAAGUACAAGGAAUCUAAUGGAAGCAUAAUAAGAAGAGAUGUGAAAUCUUUUCAUGGCAUAUUACAUUA
This is a messenger RNA of Punica granatum (pomegranate), 2422 nucleotides long. NCBI's taxonomy places the organism in Eukaryota, Viridiplantae, Streptophyta, Magnoliopsida, Myrtales, Lythraceae. The record is from RefSeq and is a predicted model, not a curated record.